AUGUUAGAACUAUCGUCGUUUAAUAUGCCGUGCCGUCAUAGGAUCUUAAGAAAUGCGACAUUCCUAGAACCCCACCUUCAAGGCGUGAGACGGCGUGACAGUCGGAGCUCGGAUUCAGACCACGACGAGCGCUCUACAGAAGAUGACGAAAAGUCCCUCAUUCGAAGUUCACCAAGAACCAGACCACACCCCCCACCGCCGCCAGACGAUGAACCGCCGCCGAUGAAACCGAGAGAGUUCUUUGAGAAACUACAGAGCCAAGCAAUGAGAGAGGCGCAAGAUAGAAAGCAGAGAAGAGAUAUAGCGAUCAAAGAAACGAACCAACUCUUCAGGCCGCUGGAUACAGAUGGGAGUUUGGGGGAUAGUUUGAGUCAGAGUCGCGAAAGCCUUUCAUCAGAUGGGGAAGGUGCGAAGGGAGACUGCUCAUCAGUCGGAUCCUCAGGGUCUGACUCCGAUGAACAGCCUCCGUGUGAUAUUGGACUGCUGGAAAGGUUGAUAAGGACUCAUCCGGUUUGGUUCCUGCCAGGGAUCCAGAGGGCUGGAGCAUUCCACCUUUUACAAGGAAAGGAGGAAGGGAAUUUCGUGGUACGCCAGUCGAGCCAGGCUGACACGAUGGCGAUAAGCGUGCGUCUGCCAGCUGACAAAGGUCCCUACAUCGAACACUACCUUAUCCAAGCCUCCGGCGGUCGAAUUGGCCUCGAGACUUCGACCAACCGUUUCGACAAUAUACCGGAGUUAAUAGCGCAUUAUUCUCAAUGUUGCGACGAAUUACCGGUCCAACUUCAGCUACCAAGGCCUCUGCGAGAAGCCAAGAGUAGACACCAACUUAGCUCCCUAGCGCUUCUUGGUCAAGAGUUCUGGGGAUACCCGAUGGCGAAUCCAAAGAAUAAUCCUGCCAAUCUCCUUUCACCGUGUCAGCUGGCUACUGGCAUCGUUCCAAUGGCUGUCACUCCUUCGGAGACUGGAUCUAGUCUGAGCAGUUUUAAUGCAAAUACCAAUUCGAAGGAGCGAAUAUUUAACGCUGAUAAGGAACAUAGCGAUAUGCUGAAAAUGUCUCCGGUAGAAACAUCAGGGUCGCCGCCAAGUCAAAGCUUAAGUACAUUCAAAGGAAAGACCCCACCAUCCCCACCGGCGAAACCGAAUGGGACAUUUGUACGGGCACCUAGACCCACCCCACCAAAUACAUUAAACCUUAUGUCUACUACCGCUCACAUAACACAGCCGCAUACAUUCCCAACGACAAACCCACCUCAAUUGUCACCCACACACCCUCACAAAUCCACGCCGCCCCCUCCUCCUCCCAGGUGGGCGAAACCUUUCUCAAAGAUCUCCUUAUCUCCGAAAUGCGACUCGCUGGCUUUUACUCCUAUUAACAAAGCGAAUGGAAACAUAACGGUUACAACUACGGUUACAUUUAGCGUGAAUAACACACAGAUACACAAUCACCAAAUAAACGAAAGUAUUCAGAGUGAUCGGUUGCAAUUAACGCUUGCGUCUAAUGCCAACAAUAAUGCCAACGUAUUCAGCAUGGACGGGAAGUCAGAAGCGAACGGAGACCAGAAUAUGUUGCACCGUUUAUCGCCAGAGGGGGAAUGCAUAAGUACAAUGACGGCUAGUUUACAUGGAAGCUUUAAAAGACAGAUAGAGAGUACUGAGCCAGGAUCUCCCAACGAAGGCUCACAGACGAACAACUCGGAUUCCGUAGACCCCGGUGUCAAUACAUUCACAAAAUCAACUAACAGCUUUGCUCCAAAUCAAUUAGUUUCACCGAAUGGUACUAAUUCUGUCACCAGUGGUAUAUUCUCGCCGACUAGUCAAAUAAAUUCACCAGUCUCUAAUGAUACUAUCUCAUCUAAAAGUGGAGUGUUUUCACCUCUCAGUCAGACUAAGAGCGAUGUUUUUUCCCCGCUAUCAAGAAGUUCUCCUAUAUCCAAUAAAAAUGUAUUUUCCCCAACUUCAAAUAAUUCUAUCACAUCAACCAUGAGUGCUAGGGAGAAGGUUUUAUCGCCGAAUACAAAUACCACGAGUACAACACCAUCUGGUAGAUCCAGGAGAAGUAAACACUCCCUACGUAAGGAGUCCAGACAUUAUCAGGAGUCUGAUAUCCUAGAAUCACCAGGAGUAUACUAUAGAAGUUCUUUAAUGGAUAAAGUCAGUGACUACGAAGAUAUAUGGGGACCGGAAGGCAACAAUUGUACUACUUUCAAACCUGUUAAGGCCGAGAACGAAAGUAAUGUUCAUAACGGCCUGAUGAAGAGCAAAAGACCAGAUUUAUUACCAGAUACAUUGCCUAAAUUAAAUGCAGCAAAAAGUACACAUUCCAUAAUGGAAAAAGAAAACAUGAUAAUAUUAGACUCAUCUGAAAGCCUAAACGAAAAGAGGAAUUUAUCUGACAACUCUUUAAAGAAAAGUUUCAAUGGUUCAAAUGAAAUAAUAGCAACUACAAACAGUAAAGGCGAUGUGAUACCAAAAAGACCGGAUAAACUUAACAUUGUUUCCAAUAUGAAUAAGAAAUUGACUGAAGAAAUCGAAGCUGCGCUUAAAAAUAGAGAACAUCAUACGACUGAAAGUAUGGAGACUGUUAAAAUAGAAGACGAAUGUAAGGAUUGCAAUGGAGAGGAAUCUGAAAAGGACAAUGCUGGUAGUCCAUUUUAUGCUGAUCCAGUUGAUACUUUAAAAGAGGCUGCAAUGCUACCAGUGCAGAGACGUAAGCUGUUAAGGGUUGGUGUUAGCCUUUCGCAAAGAUAUUCAGAGCCUCCAAGUCAAAAUCAUCCAUAUUAUCCCCUUCGUGACAUGCACAGUAUUGAAGAAUUAUCACCAUCUUCCCCAAACACAUCGACAUCAGUGGACAAUCUUGUGUCUCUUCGAAGUAAACCAAAAAUGAAAGCUGUUGAACCUCCGCGUCUUGGUGCAAAGCCUCCCAAUGGCAAAAAUGAACAAACAUGGGCUGUUGACUCUAGUUGGCAAUUUAUAAAUAAAAAUGAUGAUAGUACUGGUGAGAACGGCACCUUUCCUUCGCUAGCUGAACAAGAAUGUCGCCUAAGCGCAGUGGAUGAUGGUGCCUUGCAUCUCACAGUACAUCAAGUGGUUGCACAAAGGUUUCCCGACCUUCAUUUGACAUCAGAACCGACCAGUCUGCCGGAAGAGGUCAGAUCUCCGCCCCGUGCCUCAUGUUAUGACAAUGUACACGAUCUCAGACCAUUAUCCGAACAAGCCAGUGAUGAUGGCACCGUGUUCUCUGAACCAUGGGACAGCUCGCAGUGGGACGGUCUACUGCCCACAAAUGGACAUCACAAUUACGAAACAGAAGAAACCUGUGAAUGGGAGUCGCCACUCCCACGAAGGGGACCAGCAGCUGCAACACGCGCUAAGAGCUUCAGAGACCGACUAGACCCUCUGCUAGGUAAGGAAAAAUGA
This is a messenger RNA of Leptosia nina, 3417 nucleotides long. The record is from the annotation of a GenBank genome assembly. NCBI's taxonomy places the organism in Eukaryota, Metazoa, Arthropoda, Insecta, Lepidoptera, Pieridae.